UUCUGCACCGAGUCCAAACCUACAGUCACUGGGUCCUGAUUGUGACAGUGGAGCCCAGUUUGCACUGCAGGAUCCAGAGAUGGCAUCAGUGAAGCUGGAAGACUGCAGUCAAACACUGGAGUUGAAUGUCAACAUUAAAGAUGAAGAAGAGGAGGAGAAGAUUGGGAAAUCUGUUUCUCAUGGUAUGAGGCCGGUAACAUCAACAGUGAGGACAAACCCAGCCCUCCUCUCUCCUUCCACACUGAGUCCAAACCUACAGUCACCUGGUCCUGAUUGUGACAGUGGAGCCCAGUUUGCACUGCAGGAUCCAGAAAUGGCAUCAGUGAAGCUGGAAGACUGCAGUCAAACACUGGAGCUGAAUGUCAAAAUUAAAGAUGAAGAAGAAGAGGAGAAGAUUGGGACAUCUGUUAAUCAUGGAUUAGAAUUAAGUCUGAGGCCGGUAACAUCAACAGUGAGGACAAACCCAGCCUGCCUCUCUCUUUCCACACUGAGUCCAAACCUACAGUCACUGGGUCCUGAUUGUGACAGUGGAGCUCAGUUUGCACUGCAGGAUCCAGAGAUGGCAUCAGUGAAGCUGGAAGACUGCAGUCAAACACUGGAGUUGAAUGUCAACAUUAAAGAUGAAGAAGAGGAGGAGAAGAUUGGGAAAUCUGUUUCUCAUGGAGACCAUGUUGAGACAUUCUCUAUAUCCAGAGAGCAACAGCAGGAAGAUCACAGAGCUAAGAGGUCUCACCACUGCCCAUAUUGUGAGGAGAUUUUCCCAAUUCUAUCAAAGCUAAAAAUACACACAGGAAACAAUCUUUAUUUCUGCGCUGACUAUGGAAAAUGCUUCACAACAUCAACUCAUCUAAAAGUUCAAAAGCUUUUCUCCUGCUCUGAUUGUGGGUUCAUCAGACAACACACAGAAGAGAAGCCUUACUCCUGCUCUGACUGUGGAAAGAUUUUCUCUCAACUGGGCCACCUAAAAACACAUGAACGUUUACACACAGGAGAGAAGCCUUACUCCUGCUCUGACUGUGGAAGGAGUUUCUCUCACCUGCGUACCUUAAAGAACCAUGAACGUAUACACACAGGAGAGAAGCCUUACUCCUGCUCUGACUGUGGGGCGAGGUUCUCUCGACUGGAAACCUUAAAAAAACAUGAACGUAUACACACAGGAGAGAAGCCUUACUCCUGCUCUGACUGUGUCAAAUGUUUCACAACAUCAGCUCAGCUAAAAGUUCAUCAGACAACACACACAGAAGAGAAGCCUUACUCCUGCUCUGACUGUGGAAAGAUUUUCUCUCAACUGGGCCACCUAAAAAAACAUGAACGUAUACACACAGGAGAGAAGCCUUACUCCUGCUCUGACUGUGUCAAAUGUUUCACAACAUCAGCUCAGCUAAAAGUUCAUCAGAGAACACACACAGAAGAGAAGCCUUACUCCUGCUCUGACUGUGGGGCGAGGUUCUCUCGACUGGAAACCUUAAAAAAACAUGAACGUAUACACACAGGAGAGAAGCCUUACUCCUGCUCUGACUGUGGAAGGAGUUUCUCUCACCUGCGUACCUUAAAGAACCAUGAACGUAUACACACAGGAGAGAAGCCUUACUCCUGCUCUGACUGUGGGGCGAGGUUCUCUCGACUGGACACCUUAAAAAAACAUGAACGUAUACACACAGGAGAGAAGCCUUACUCCUGCUCUGACUGUGUCAAAUGUUUCACAACAUCAGCUCAGCUAAAAGUUCAUCAGAGAACACACACAGAAGAGAAGCCUUACUCCUGCUCUGACUGUGGGGCGAGGUUCUCUCGACUGGAAACCUUAAAAAAACAUGAACGUAUACACACAGGAGAGAAGCCUUACUCCUGCUCUGACUGUGUCAAAUGUUUCACAACAUCAGCUCAGCUAAAAGUUCAUCAGACAACACACACAGAAGAGAAGCCUUACUCCUGCUCUGACUGUGGAAAGAUUUUCUCUCAACUGGGCCACCUAAAAACACAUGAACGUUUACACACAGGAGAGAAGCCUUACUCCUGCUCUGACUGUGGAAGGAGUUUCUCUCACCUGCGUACCUUAAAGAACCAUGAACGUAUACACACAGGAGAGAAGCCUUACUCCUGCUCUGACUGUGGGGCGAGGUUCUCUCGACUGGACACCUUAAAAAAACAUGAACGUAUACACACAGGAGAGAAGCCUUACUCCUGCUCUGACUGUGUCAAAUGUUUCACAACAUCAGCUCAGCUAAAAGUUCAUCAGAGAACACACACAGAAGAGAAGCCUUACUCCUGCUCUGACUGUGGGGCGAGGUUCUCUCGACUGGAAACCUUAAAAAAACAUGAACGUAUACACACAGGAGAGAAGCCUUACUCCUGCUCUGACUGUGUCAAAUGUUUCACAACAUCAGCUCAGCUAAAAGUUCAUCAGAGAACACACACAGAAGAGAAGCCUUACUCCUGCUCUGACUGUGGAAAGAUUUUCUCUCAACUGGGCCACCUAAAAACACAUGAACGUAUACACACAGGAGAGAAGCCUUACGCCUGCUCUGACUGUGUAAAAUGCUUCAAAACAUCAACUGAGCUAAAAUUUCAUCAGAGAACACACACAGGAGAGAAGCUUUACUCCUGCUCUGACUGUGGAAAGAUUUUCUCUCAACUGGGCCACCUAAAAACACAUGAACGUAUACACACAGGAGAGAAGCCUUACGCCUGCUCUGACUGUGUAAAAUGCUUCAAAACAUCAACUGAGCUAAAAGUUCAUCAGAGAACACACACAGGAGAGAAGCCUUACUCCUGCUCUGACUGUGGAAAGAGUUUCUCUCACCUGGGCACCUUAAAACAACAUGAACGUAUACACAAAAGAGAGAAGCCUUAG
This is a messenger RNA of Salvelinus fontinalis (brook trout), 2851 nucleotides long. Its product is annotated as zinc finger protein 271-like. The coding region runs from base 80 to 2851 and encodes 923 amino acids. NCBI's taxonomy places the organism in Eukaryota, Metazoa, Chordata, Actinopteri, Salmoniformes, Salmonidae. The transcript has 5 exons. The record is from RefSeq and is a predicted model, not a curated record.